Messenger RNA from Amyelois transitella, 1921 nucleotides. RefSeq names its product mucin-2. The transcript is spliced from 3 exons. Lineage: Eukaryota; Metazoa; Arthropoda; Insecta; Lepidoptera; Pyralidae. The record is from RefSeq and is a predicted model, not a curated record. The coding region runs from base 11 to 1348 and encodes 445 amino acids.
CCAGCCAAACAUGGAGCACGCCAUUUUGAAAACGCUCCUUGUUUUAACACUUUUACAACUAUGCCGCGCAGAAAUAUCGCAAAUUCUGCCAGGACAAUGGUUUUCAGCCAACGCCAUUAACGACGACUUCUCCCCGAAGCCAAUCUCAGAACUAUUCUCAUCGAGCCAAAGCCCGCCUGCGCAGUCUUCGACUUCCUUCGUCACACAGCCAGUCAUUGUAACUCAAUCUUCACCCCAAAACUCUGUAACACAAUCUACGCCUCAAUUCACGGUCACUCAAUCUCCACCUACUUUAACCGUGAAACAGACGCAACCCAGCUUUUCUGUAACACAACCAAUCGUCGUACUAUCACCCUCAUCUACGCCACAACCCACUUAUCCUUCAUCCAACCAACCUGGAACAACUUUGUUCCAAACGAUCAGCACUUCAAAAGCUCCAGAAUUCUCAAGCACACCUUUACCAACAUUCGGUGAAAUAGACCUUUCCUCAGUAAAUUUCACUCCAUCAACAACUCAAACGCCUACUUUCUUUGAUAGUGGUUUAACGUUUACUCCACCUACUGUUCGAAUUGUACCACCGGCUUCAACCCAAUUUUCAACUUUUGCCAGUGAAUUUCCAUCAACAACUUCGACACCACCGCCUAAUUUUGUCGUUGUGUACCAAGCACCACAAAAUACCCGGCCAACUGAAGUUCCUCCGCCAGUACCCACUGUGUCUACGCCUCAAGUCACAUCUACUACAAUCUCAACAUUACCAAGUACGACAAUCACCCCUGCUGUUAUAAGCACUACUACCACUUCACCAUUUACAUCACCUGCUAAUAUUUGUCGUACAUCUCCUAUUGUAACGCCUACAAUACUUACAUCAACUUUAGCACCAAAUACACUAUCCAACAGACCAAUCUCCACGAAAUCACCAGGGCUUAUAAUAAGAGUUGUUGCUCCUAAAGGAUCAAUUACAAACGUAAAGAUAAACCCAACUACAAGUACACAAAGGCCACGUACGAAGAGGACAUCGAAGCCAAAGAGAAACUCAUACGAUGCGUGUAUACAGUCCUGCAGAGGGAGAAAAGAUAUCCUAUGCAGCAUUCCACUGUCCUCAACCAUAAUUGAUCCAAAGGAAUUAAAGAGUUUCCCUUCGAUCUGUCACAUGGCUUGUCACAACUCCUACAGGACUCCAGCUUACGAGAAGAUCACAGACGGCCGCUGCAGUAGACUUCGUACGCGAAUCGUGACAGUUGGUAGCACCACCAAAUUAAGAAGAGACGAGCUCAAGAAGAGUGAGUACAGCAUUGUGAACGCCGGGCAACAAGGCACAGUCGUUGAAUUCUCAAAUGGGUCUAUUUAGCGUCGUCAAAGUGGAAAGCCACUCAUGAAAAUUGUAUCGCACAGAGUUAUAAAGUGUGGUCAGGCAGAUAAAGCUGAAUAAUAAAUCUCAGAUUAAUCCGAAUUUUUCUGAAGAUAACUUUUGCGGUACGCCUCCACUAAAUUUUGAAUGCUAUUAUUGUAUGUUCGGAGAUUUAAUAUAAUACUAUGACCAUUGACAUUAGUAGGCUUCUAUCUUUCCUUACUUGAACGCUCAAGUUAUUCGAUAGUAUGUAAGUACUGACUAUGUCUCAUAAACUACAAUUUUACGAAAUUUUAGCUUUAAAAUAUCAUAAGUGACUGAUAGAAAAUAGGACAAGGUUGAAAUUGUUAAUUUAGUAGUUACGUUAGUACUAAGAAGAAUGUGCCUUUUAUGAAACUAAUUUUAAUAAUUCAUUUCAUUUUUAACUUCCAUAUUUUUUAUACUUUUUGUGUAGAUAUUAAUGAUUUUAAUAUUAAACUAUUGCUUUUUUUUUAAAGAUAUAAAAUAUAUUGUUAAAUUUAAACGAAUAAAAUAUUUGAUUUUUUUUAUCCCAGCGAAAUCUAGUGUCAUAGA